AUGCCUAUGUGCCAGGUUUUCACCAAUGUCUCUGCCGAUAAGGUCACCGAUGAUGUCCUGACAAAGUUGCAUGAAGUUUUCACUGAAGCAAUCAAGAAGGAUAAGAAAUGGUGCGUUGUGCACAUCGUCCCAGACCAAAAAAUGGUCGGCCAUGGACGAACAACUGAUCCCUGCGCAUUGGUCAACAUCAUGUCCAUUGGAAACCUUGGCGCUGAUGAAAACAUCCGCAUCUCUGGACAGAUCCAAGGAUUCCUUGAGGAGCAACUCGGGGUUUCCAAGGAGCGAAAUUACAUUCGAUUCGACGAUGCUCCAGCCAAAGAAGUCGGCUGGAAUGGAUCUACCUUCGGCCCUAUUCUUGGAUAA
Messenger RNA from Oikopleura dioica, 363 nucleotides. The record is from the annotation of a GenBank genome assembly. Lineage: Eukaryota; Metazoa; Chordata; Appendicularia; Copelata; Oikopleuridae.